GUUGGCGGGGUGAAAUUCGUAUAAAUAGAGGUGUCUAUAGGUGAAUAACACAAACACAUCUUGUUCUACUUUUUGAAGAUAAACGAAAAAAUGGUUAUACACAAAUCAAUUAAACUAAUCGCUCAAAUGUUACUAUUACUACUAGCGAUCCAUGCACAUAUCCAAGCCGUUGGUUCAACCACUGAAACCUGCUCACUCACCAAUCUGAAGCAUGAAACGUCUUCUGAGAUCUAUUUUCCAGUUUGGCGACGGGAGCUUCUCGGUGGCGGAGGAGGAGGCCGUGGUGGCGGAGGAGGAGGCCGUGGUGGCGGUGGAGGUCAUGGUGGAGGAGGUGGUGAGGAUUUUAGUAACGGAGGUAGAAGCGGUGGUCUACAAAGUUCCUUGUUCAUGGUUUUUAUAGGUUAUUGGCUUUUAGUUUUAUAUAACUAAAUAUAUUGUAUAUAGAUUUUGAUUUUUGAUUAUGUUUUCAGUGUUAAUGUUUGAUUUGCUGUAAUAUUGUUUUCACUUUUUCUUUCAUAUCCUUUUAUAUUGUGUAAUAGGGUUUAUUCCGUAUCUUGCACGGACAUUUGUGGAUUGUGUUGUUAUACUUGAUAAAUGUAAAUGUAAACCGCUAUAUAUGAAAUUUGUGAUUGAUUUUGGUA
Arabidopsis lyrata subsp. lyrata is the source of this 641-nucleotide messenger RNA. RefSeq names its product glycine-rich protein 3 short isoform. The record is from RefSeq and is a predicted model, not a curated record. NCBI's taxonomy places the organism in Eukaryota, Viridiplantae, Streptophyta, Magnoliopsida, Brassicales, Brassicaceae.